Molecule: messenger RNA, 1856 nt
Organism: Trematomus bernacchii (emerald rockcod)
Lineage: Eukaryota; Metazoa; Chordata; Actinopteri; Perciformes; Nototheniidae
Product: E3 ubiquitin-protein ligase TRIM39-like
Exons: 3
Coding region: 1-1476 (491 amino acids)
Molecular function (GO): protein binding; zinc ion binding
Source: RefSeq, a predicted model, not a curated record
AUGUCUUCCAGACCAGAGGAGGAUCUCUGCUGUCCGCUCUGUCAUGACGUCUUUAUAGAUCCUGUAGUUCUGACAUGCAACCACAGCUUCUGUAAAGGAUGUCUAAAGAGCUGGUGGACGAAGAAACAACUCCACGACUGUCCAGUUUGUAAGAGAAGAUCUUCAAAGGAGUUUCCUCCUGUAAACCUGGUGUUGAAAAACCUGUGUGAGUGUUUCUUACAGGAGAGAGAUCAGAGCGCUUCAGAGGCUCUUUGCACUCUGCACUCUGAAGAACUCCAACUCUUCUGUCUGGACCAUCAGCAGCCAGUGUGUCACAUCUGCAGAGAAUCAGAAACACACAACAAACACAGUUUCAUGCCCAUCAAUGAGGCGGCACAGGUUCUCAAAGAAGAGCUCCAGACAUCUCUGCAUCCUUUAAAGGAGAAGUUAGAGUAUUUUAAAGAAGUUAAAGUGAAGUUUGAUCAAACAGCAGGACACCUGAAGGUCCAGGUUCAUCGCACAGAGCUGCAGAUCAAGAAGCAGUUUCAGAAGCUUCACCAGUUUCUAGAAGAGGAAGAGGAGGCCAGGAUGGCUGCACUGAGGGAGGAAGAUGAGCAGAAGUUCGAACGCAACCCUGCUCUUUCAGUCAGAGCCACAGAGGAGGAGCUGAGAGCUGAAGACGUCUCCUUCCUGCACAACGACAAGGCUGCAGUGGAGAGGCUGCAGCGCCCCCUGCUGGAGGAUCCACAGCUGCCCUCAGGAGCUCUGAUAGACCAGGCCAAACAUCUGGGCAACCUCACCUUCAACAUCUGGAGCAAGAUGAAGGACAUGGUGCCCUACUCUCCUCUCAUCCUGGACCCAAACACUGCUAAUCCAAACCUCUUCCUGUCUGAAGAUCUGACCUCUGUGAGACGAGGAGAGUAUCAGAAACUUCCUGAUAACCCAGAGAGGUUUGAUAACUUCUGCUCUGUCCUGGGCUCUGAGGGCUUCAACUCAGGGACUCACAGCUGGGACGUCCAGGUUGGAGACAGCACAUACUGGUUACUAGGUGUGUUAGCAGAGUCUGCCCAAAAGAAGGGAGACAUAUGGUCUGGAUUAUGGAUUAUGGAUUAUGUACGGACAUUCCCAAAUCAAAAGCCAUGGAUAAACUCCGAUGUGCGCUGUAAGCUGAGAGCGCGCACUAUCGCGCACACAGCGGGAGAUUUGGAGGAGUACAGGAAGUCUAGGUAUGAUCUCCGGAGAAUACAUUUCUGUGAUGGUGAAUACUAUGCAGGGUCACCAUUAGAUCCGCACACUCCUCUCAGAGUGCAGAAGAAGCCCCGGAGGGUCAGAGUGAAUCUGGACUGGAACAGAGGAGAGUUGUUGUUCUCUGAUCCUGAUACUAACACACACAUACACACCUGCACACACACUUUCACCGAGAGGAUGUUUCCAUACUUUGACAUUGGUGGUGAAGUGAAGAUAUUACCAGUGAAGGUGUGUGUGACGGUGGAAUAACGCAGCUAGAUAAAGAGAAAGAUUGUAUCUAUGAUGGUGUUUAUUUCUUAAAGAUUCACUGAAUUGAACCCCUGGAAUUCUUGUUACUUAGUUUUACAAUAUCCUUUUUGUUUUGAAUUGUCAAUCUUUAUGAACCUAAAAUACAUGCAUUUAGCUGGUUUUUGUCCAAGGGGAAACGUGGGUACAACAAAAAAUUGUAAGAAUCAUGCAUUUAUUCAUUAAAAUAUGGCGUUUCAUUUAGAGGCAAUAAGGGGACGAGUUUUCUUUAUGCUGUAUGUCAAAUGAUUUCACUCGGUGUCCGAACUUUAUGCUGGGUUGGUUUAACCUUUUCUGUUUUAUUGAUACUGUGUCAUUUUAAAUUGUUCAUUUUUGAUGUGUGU